Molecule: messenger RNA, 348 nt
Organism: Didymodactylos carnosus
Lineage: Eukaryota; Metazoa; Rotifera; Eurotatoria; Philodinida; Philodinidae
Source: the annotation of a GenBank genome assembly
AUGGCACGCGCGAUCGAUCCUCAAGAGCUAGAUCCCGAUCUACGAAUAACAAGGAGUUUUGACGAUGCCUGGCGUACCGACCUUCGUCUCAUCCGUGAGCUCAGCCUGCAGGAAAGGCAGGCGGAAGAGGAUCGAGCCUUAGCCGCAAGACUCGCUGGAAUAACGAUUAAUGAAGUCUCAGAAGAUAUCCGGAGGAUGGCGAUGCUACUCGACGAUUUCGACGACGACAGUGACAACGAAAAGGAGGAGACAGAAGGAUUCAGCCACGCAACUACUGUUAUGGCUGCUACUACCGGUGUCUCCACCGUUCAAACAACAGCGCCCAAUCUUGUCAAAUCGAAACCGUGA